AAAAAAAAAAUCAAAUGGAUUCAAGUAGAAUUUUUUGGAACGUAUCAAUAAGCUAGACCCAUGCCAUGUCAUGUCAUGUAUGAUUCAUAUCUAUGAAAUGUUUUUAGUGGAUAGUUUGUUGUUCUUAUUCAAUUUUAGUAAAGAUUGAGGUGAUUUGGUCCGAAUUUUAAAAUUUGAUUGUGUUGAUGUUGGGAAUGUAUGAUAAUGAAUUUUGUGGCUUCAAAAUUUAUUUUUAUUGAGGUUGGUUUUAGUUUUAAUUAUGCACUAAAUUAGAAAUUUGGACAUCAUUGCUUUGGGGAAUAGCUAAAGAUUGGAUUAUUUUAGUUCAGGAAGGAAAAAACAUAUUAGGUUGUCAAGCAUCGGCAAUUAUUCACGGUUUUUUGUUUAUUACGUAGUAUCUUUAGGCACGUGCAAUUUCUUGUGCUUUUAUAUAACCUUUCUCUUUUUCUUUUCUUUUUUUAACUACAUGCGGAUUAGUAAUUGAGAGCUUAUACUUUCACUUUGCGUAGGGAAAUGGGUCAAUUACUUGGAAACUAGUUGAGCAUUCGAGCUCAGUUUGGCUUUGAUUUUUGCUAAUUUUGUUUUUGCAUUUUUGCUGUAGAAAUGGCUCUGCAAGAUACUCUAAGAUUACAACCUUUGUUCUCUUCUGUAAUAGAGAAAAGAAUAGGAGAUUUUCCUUUUUCCGCUGGUACUUGUCCUCGUUGGAGAAAAAGAAAGAACAACACUAUCAUUUCUUCCUCUAGUAUGAAGUGUCGUGGUCUGUCGUCACCAAACUUUUUCAAGCCGGCGACUGGUUUCAGAAGGAGUGGAUUAAGAGCUUCUAAAUUGGAACAAAUACUCGAGUCUGCCAAUGGAAAUGAACAGGGAGGAGGAGAAUCUAGUGGGAGUGAUGUUGAGGAUGAUCCUUUGAUUAUGGAUGAGGAUGAGAGGAAAGAAUGGAGGAGAAAGAUUAGAGAAGUGAUUGAUAUGAACCCUGAUGUUGAGGAAGAGCUAGACGCAAUUGAGAGGCGGAAGAGGAUGGAAAAGCUUUUGGCUGAUUACCCUCUUGUGGUUGAGGAGGAUGACCCUGACUGGCCUGAAGAUGCUGAUGGUUGGGGUUUUAACUUGGGUCAGUUUUUCAACAAGAUUACCAUUAAGAAUGCCAAGAAGGAUGAUGAUGAGAAUUAUGAUAGUGAAAAUGAAUUGGUUUGGCAAGAUGAUGAUUAUAUUCGUCCAAUCAAAGACAUCAACACUAAAGAAUGGGAAGAGACUGUGUUCAAGGACAUCAGUCCGUUGAUUCUGCUUGUACAUAAUCGUUAUAAAAGGUUAGUUUUUGUUCCUUUUUUUCUUUUGCUUUGUAUUCCCAUUUAUGUUGAACACUUUGCUGUUAGUUUCCCACAUGACAUAAUGGCCUGAAAGAGUCAGUCAUGGUGUUAUGAAGUAUCUGUGAUAAGGCAAUUUUAGGCAAUAAAGCUCCAGUUGUGUCUAUAAAGCAUGGACACUCUCAAGAAGGUAACAUAUCUGUGUCCGACACGCUUCUUGGACACUCUGAGACACGUGUCUGAUACUCUUUUAUCUAUGUCCCUUGGCUUUACUUUUUAAGCAUUUUUGUCUAAAUCUGCUUGUUAUUUUAGUGCCCUCGUUUAUCGUAGAAUCGAGUCAUAGAGAUUCUCAUAUUUGGCUUCCUGCAACUGUUGACUUUCCCAAAUGACUUCUAGGUUUGAAUAUAUAUAUAUAUUUUUUGGGUCCUCUCAUGUACUAUUUAUACUCUCAAUUUAGUAAUAAUCUAUCUUUUCCUAUCAAAAAAAUAUGUUAUUAGGAGAAAAUGCCAAAGCCAUUGAAUAAAAAUUCAAGAGGCAAGCAUAACAGUACCCAUUUAAAUCUGGUUGAAACACAACCACCACCACAAUCAAUAGUCGUAGAAAAAUAGAGGUCAAUUGCACGUUAAUUACAAGUAAUUUCAGAAACCAAAAAUGCCGUAAAUAUGCAAGUCAAGACCAGUUGCACAAGGCAUUAGCACAAUAAAAAACAAUGAAAAUGCGAUUACAUGCCAAUUGCUGCUCAUAUGAUCAAAAAGUCACUAUUGCAACAAGAAAGUCAUAAGGUGGGCACCAUAAAAUAUAUUAAAAAAUUCAAGGUGGUUAGGUAUCCCCUUGGCCCAUUGGUGGCUCCACCCUUUAUAACCGAGGGAAAAAUGUUGGAUGGUCAUGAAACUUGUUCUUAGCAUGAGUGUAUCAGUCUAUAAAUUGUUUUUGAUGAUUGACAAACAGAAAAGAAAGAAAAAUAGAUUUGUGAGAUUCUUACCUAUCAACCCUAGAUUGUUUGUGUUUUUUUUUUUUUGGAAAUAAUGUAGACGAAAGAAAGGACUUGUGAAAGGCUUCAAGUUACACUUCCGGAGGAAAAGAUGAAGCACAUUUGUGAUAGACGAUCAGGUGCAAAGCCCAAUAUAUCAGAGGAUAUCACCAUAAAUCUACAAUUUUGUCAACUGUUAAAUUAAUGAAUCUCUCUCUCUCUCACACAUGCAGAGGUAGCUUCUGAUCCAUAGAAUAUCAGACCACUAGCUUUUGUUUGGUUGUUGGUUGUUGGCUGUUGUCUUCUUUUAAGGUUCCCUGGUCAUGGAGAUGUGUCCCACCUGCAUUUGUAUCUUGGAGAUAUGAUCAUCUUAUCUUACAUGUUGAAUCUGUGAUUGAUCUUCUCAUUUGGCACGUAGAGGUUGGUACGUGUGGUAGCUAUGAAGUAGGACUGACCAUGAAACUUUAAAAAAGGGUGAGGAUGGUUAUUGUCUUUGUAAUCUUCACUUUGCAGAUUUACCAUGGGUGGUUUUGUGAGAGUAACUGGGCUAGUUUAAGUUUAUUUUUUGUUUACUCUGAAUAUAUAUAUACAUACGUAUACGCAUGUUUAUAUACAUAUUUACAAGUAUAUGUAUGUAUGUAUAUAUGUAUGUAUGUAUG
Molecule: messenger RNA, 2930 nt
Organism: Ilex paraguariensis (yerba mate)
Lineage: Eukaryota; Viridiplantae; Streptophyta; Magnoliopsida; Aquifoliales; Aquifoliaceae
Source: the annotation of a GenBank genome assembly